AUGGCUAGUACGGAUGGGAAUGGAACUAUGUCGCCCAAUCUUUUAAAACGCAAGAAGGAGGACUGUGCGGAAGAACAGCUUGAAGCAGAGAUCAAGAGAGUCGCUUUGGAUGAUGACACAGAGCUACCUGCUGUCGGAAAUGAAGACCAGAGAAUGAAUGGAGAUCAUUCGAGCCCGCAGGAUGGCGAGGAAGAACAUCUAGGCUCUCAUGAGAGUAUAGAUGGUAUGGACAAUAGUAGCCGGCACGUCCAUCUUAGGAUGCUAUGUCUGGUGAAACAGGCUUCGAUGAUAGUGGGACAUAAGGGUGAGAAUAUCUCAAAGAUUAAAGCAGUUACUUCUACCAGGAUUAACGUGUCAGAUAAUGUUAGAGGAGUACCCGAAAGAGUAGUUUAUGUCAGAGGUUCCUGUGAAAAUGUUGCAAAGGCCUUUGGUAUGAUCGUCAGAUCGAUCAAUGAUAGACAUGGAGAAGAAGGAUAUGAUGGAAAUAGCAUUAUGAGCACUAUAAAUUUAUUGAUUUCGCACCAUCUUAUGGGAUGCAUCAUUGGUAAGCAUGGAUCCCGUUUACGCGAGAUAGAAGAAUUGAGUGCUGCAAGACUGUCGGCGUCCCCACAACAACUGAUAAUGUCCAAUGACCGCAUAUUGAGUAUCACAGGUGUCGCUGAUGCUAUCCAUAUUGCCACAUUCUACAUAGGGCAAACGAUUAUGAAAUGCAAGGAAGCAUUCAAGUCGAAAAAAGCUAUAUUCUACCAACCAAGCCCAGUGUACUCUGUGCUGGUAAAUGGAGCUUCACACGGUGGUUACUCUCAUCAAAAACAUCAUCAAUACCAUCCAAAUGAUAAAUAUACGAACAGUCGCGCCGGUAAAAGGGUUGUCAGACCAGCUAUGAUGGCAACUACUCCCACCGCUCAGCCACUUCCUCAAGAAAAUAACGGUUCACAAGUCACUUAUACAGCCGCUGCUGCAGCCAACGCAACUUCUUUCACACCAAGCUUCACAAUUCCAAAUGUUCGUAUCAUCGACGAGCCCGCACCACCGGCUCAGACAAUGGCCAUAAUCGAACAGGAAGUAUACAUUGAUGAAAAUUAUGUCGGAAACAUUAUUGGGAAAGAGGGCAAGCACAUCAACUCUAUCAAGGAAGCUACUGGUUGUUCAAUUUACAUAGCCGAUCCGGUCGAGGGUUCGCUAGAGCGUAGAUUGACGGUGAAGGGCACUUCAAUGGGUUCUCAAGCUGCGAUAAUGCUUAUAAGCAAUAAGAUCGAGAUUGACAGGGCCAACAAGGAGAGAAAUAGGUGA
Molecule: messenger RNA, 1293 nt
Organism: Torulaspora delbrueckii
Lineage: Eukaryota; Fungi; Ascomycota; Saccharomycetes; Saccharomycetales; Saccharomycetaceae
Gene: PBP2
Product: telomere maintenance protein PBP2
Exons: 1
Coding region: 1-1293 (430 amino acids)
Biological process (GO): regulation of gene expression; regulation of RNA metabolic process
Cellular component (GO): nucleus; cytoplasm
Molecular function (GO): mRNA binding
Source: RefSeq, a predicted model, not a curated record